Molecule: messenger RNA, 282 nt
Organism: Trametes versicolor FP-101664 SS1
Lineage: Eukaryota; Fungi; Basidiomycota; Agaricomycetes; Polyporales; Polyporaceae
Exons: 3
Coding region: 1-282 (93 amino acids)
Source: RefSeq, a predicted model, not a curated record
AUGGCGAGCAGGGAAUUCUUGAGGCAGCGAGACGACCGGAGCGAGGUCAACUUCCACGCGCGCACGUUCAGCUACGAGGCGGAAGACGUUGGUUUCGUGCCGGCCUUCUUCGGACACGUUGAGAACACGGGCGACACCACGCUCCGCUUCCUCGAGAUCUUCAGCACGAACCACUUCGAGGACAUCAGUCUCAGUCAGGUGCCUCGCCCGAGACUUACUUCUUCAACGCGCGAGUACACCGAGCGUCCAGCUGACUUCGUUCUUCUUGCCUUGUUCCGCUAG